Molecule: messenger RNA, 5384 nt
Organism: Cheilinus undulatus (humphead wrasse)
Lineage: Eukaryota; Metazoa; Chordata; Actinopteri; Labriformes; Labridae
Gene: cyld
Product: cylindromatosis (turban tumor syndrome), a
Exons: 17
Coding region: 389-3259 (956 amino acids)
Biological process (GO): positive regulation of extrinsic apoptotic signaling pathway; regulation of intrinsic apoptotic signaling pathway; necroptotic process
Cellular component (GO): cytosol
Molecular function (GO): cysteine-type deubiquitinase activity; K63-linked deubiquitinase activity
Source: RefSeq, a predicted model, not a curated record
AGUGAGGUCGUCUCCUGUAAAUAAUAUAUCUCACAAUUGUACUGAUACUCUGUAUUUCCUCACGUAUUUUCAUUGGAGAAAGUAUUUAUGUAAAUACUAACAGUGCAGUGAAGAGGAUGGCAGUCCCCUGCCAGCCUGCUGCUAUCGUUCAGCGCGUUAAGCUAACUUUAGCGUGAUACUGGCAGGUUUGGACGCUAGCAUUAGCUAGCCUUUUAGCUAAUCAGAGGUUAUUACAGGAGGAAUUAAGCUUGUAUUCAGGGCCUGUAUCCUUUCGAGGUGGAUAUUUAAAAUGACAGUCAACUGUGGUGUGUAACUGACGUGGCGCAUAUCAAAGCAGACCAGAGGUCAAGCUUGCCUUGAUGUUGGACCGUCCGCCUAGCAUGCAGCCAUGAGCUCUGUUUUGUGGAGCCAGGAGAAGCCCAGUGGGGGCUUCAGGGACGACUGGCGCUUCUAUAUGGUCAUAAAGGAGUGUACAGUGGAGAAGCCUCCCCAGAAGACUCUGAGGAUCCCCCGUGGCAGUCUUGGUCAGGCAUGCCAGGAACGCAAUAGCCUGGGACGAACACUCCCUCCAUGCAAAGGCAAGAAGAGUCUCCGCAUCCUGGACCAGACUAACGUGGUUCUGAGCCUGGAUGAGCGGGAUGUCCUUGAACUGGAUGAGAAGUUGGCUGAGCUACUGUUUCCCAUCACUAACUGUGAGGAGCGGUAUGCCCUGUUAUGUAACAAGUCAAGGCUAGAGCGGGUCCGUGAUAUUGAUUGUGGAUCUAAGGUGCGCGUCCAGCUGCGCUCAGGAGAUGAACCUUUACCUGGUGUGGUCCGCUUCAAAGGGUCACUGCUCCCUGACAGAGCCCUCUCUGGAAUCUGGUUUGGAGUAGAGCUACUGGAGGAGGGUCGAGGUCAGGGCUUCACAGAGGGUUCCUACCAGGGCCGCCAGCUUUUCCGCUGUGAGGAUGAGUGUGGUGUGUUCGUGGCCCUGGACAAACUUGAGCUCUGGGAGGAUGAUGAUGAUGAAGCCCUCGGCGAGCUGGAGGUGGACCAUGUUAAUUUGGUGGAAGAUGACCAAGACUACCCUCCUCUGGAAAUCAACUCCAGGGUGCUGGUACAGACUAGAGACGGUCCGGAGAGAGGCACCAUCAUUUUUUGUGAUCUGCUUCCAGGGAAUGAGAGCCUGGGCUACUAUGUGGGUGUCGACAUGGACAAUCCUAUCGGGGACUGGGAUGGUGUGUUUGAUGGGAAGUUGCUGUGUAAUUUUGCCAGUUUGGAGCACACCCGACUCGUCCCCAUCUGUGACGUAAUGCCAGAACUUUCGAUGCAGGACCAAAGGCUGCAAAAGCACAGUUUUGCCCCCAGAGGCACCAGCAGUGACAAGACGUCCUCUGGCCAAAGCAAACCAAAGAGCAAAGGACUAGGCCAUCAGUGUGGCAGUAGAAGCAAGUCUGAAUUUUACUAUACUUUAAAUGGCAGCUCUGUUGAUCCCCCAGCCCAGUCCAAAUCCAAAAGCACAUGGUACAUUGAUGAAGUUGGGGAGGACCCUGCCAAGUCCCUUACUGACACGCCCCCUGACUUUAACCAAUCCUCCCCGCCCUCCAGAGCCCCACCCUCGUCCUCGUUGUCCAGUGACAACAAGUUCCACUCUCUGCCCUUCAGCCUGAACAGGAAGCCCGGGCCCAUAGACAGCAUGAGUCAUGGGCCUCUCUCCCUGUCUGUCCAGUCGGUGAUGGGAGAGCAGCCAGAGCCCCCGUCACCUGUUGCCCCUCCCUCACCACAGCCACCCACGCCUCCCCGUGGACAGCCUGGGCUUGAGGUGGGCUCUCUGGUAGAGGUGAAGGAGAACCCUCCUCUGUGUGGUGUCAUCCGCUGGGUGGGUCUGCCUCCUGGUCUGCUGGAGCCUUUGGCAGGGCUGGAGCUGGAGGAAGAGUGCCCUGGUUGUACUGAUGGCACCUUUAAAGGUACUCGCUACUUCUCCUGCCCCCCCAAAAAAGCUCUGUUUGUAAAGCUAAAGUGCUGCCGGCCCGACUCCCGCUUUCCAUCCCUGCAUCACUCAUCAAACCCCAUCGAACGAUGCAACUCUAUUGCUUUUGGGGGUUAUCUUAGUGAGGUGGUACAUGAAAACACACCUCCCCGCACAGAGAACGAUGGUCUGGAUGUCAUGGUGGGGAAAAAGAAAGGCAUCCAGGGUCAUUAUAACUCCUGCUACUUGGAUUCCACCCUCUUCUGUCUCUUCUCCUUCAGCUCAGUACUGGACACAGUUCUGCUGAGACCACGCUCUAAGACUGAUGUGGAGUACUACAGAGAGACCCAAGAGCUGUUACGUACAGAGAUAGUCAACCCCUUACGCAUACAUGGGUAUGUUUGUGCCACUAAAGUAAUGAAGUUAAGGAGAAUACUGGAGAAAGUAGAAGCUGCCUCUGGAUUUACCUCUGAAGAAAAAGAUCCUGAGGAGUUCCUAAAUAUCCUUUUCCAUCACAUACUGAGGGUGGACCCUUUACUCAAGCUAAGGUCAGCAGGACAGAAGGUCCAGGACUGUUACUUUUACCAGAUCUUCAUGGACAAGAAGGACAAGGUUGGAGUUCCUACCAUCCAGCAGCUCCUAGAGUGGUCCUUCAUCAACAGCGACCUCAAAUUUGCAGAGGCUCCCUCCUGCCUUAUCAUCCAGAUGCCCCGCUUUGGCAAGGACUUCAAAAUGUUCAACAAGAUUUUCCCCUCUCUAGAGUUAGACAUCACAGACCUUCUUGAAGACACUCCUAGGGAAUGUCGAAUCUGUGGAGGCCUGGCUCUCUAUGAGUGUCGAGACUGUUAUGAGGACGGGGAUAUUACAGCCGGCAAGAUCAAACAGUUCUGUGAAAAGUGCAAUACACAGGUUCAUCUCCACCCGAGGAGAAAAACUCAUCGGCAUGGCAAACUGUCUGUCCCCAAGGAGCUACAAGAAGGGACGGGGCGGCAGGGCAGUUUCCCCCGCCAGAGGAUGGAGCUGUUUGCUGUGCUGUGCAUCGAAACCAGUCACUACGUGGCCUUUGUCAAGUACGGCAGUGCAGAUUCCGCCUGGCUCUUCUUCGACAGUAUGGCAGACAGAGAUGGAGGGCAGAACGGUUUCAACAUCCCCCAGGUGUCUCCCUGUCCGGAGGUGGAGGCCUACCUGAAAAUGACCCCAGAGGAGCUGCAUGCCCUGGAUCCUAAGAGCAUCCAGGGCCAGGCCCGACGCCUGCUGUGCGACGCCUACAUGUGCAUGUACCAGAGCCCAACCAUGAGCCUGUACAAGUAGAAUCCUCCUCUCCCCAGCCCCUUACCCUGCCACUCCUGUCCCUCAGCCCUGCCACCUCCCCUUCUCCCAGGGCAGGAGAUUCCCAGAAAGACCAAAAAUGAAAAAUAAACUAAAAGAAGAAAGGCUGCCUGCCAGCAGGGGUGCUGUGUGGAGUUUAACCCUCUUUACUCCAGCUCUCCUCUACGCCUGCUCUUCUCUGAAGGUUGGAGAGAUGGACGAGAGGUGGGGGGAGCCUAUUUGCACUGUGCAUCAGUUAAAGUGUUGUGUUUUUCAUGUAUAGUCCUAUGUAGCUUCCCUGUGUCUCACAGCUGAGCAUCGGUGUUGGCUGAUGAAGCAAAGGUAGGCCUUAUGAAGGUUCACUCCCUGUUCAGGAAGAGAUGGGGGAGAAGAUUGGAGGGAGGGUAUACUCGCAUCGCCACGGUCAACAAAACAUGUUCAACAAAAACAAGACAAGCUAGUAGGAGGACCUUGGCCACCUCAUUUACCUUAAGAAAAGAGGAGUCAUGCUAUUCUUAAUCACUGUAAAAGACAGGAGCUUUCCAUAACGCCACAUUAAGGAAGUAAAGGAGUGCACAAAUCCUCAUCCAAUAUGUGUGUAUUGUUAAAAGAAACUUGUGUAAAAUCUCUUAGUAGCAUAGAAUUCGCCAGGUAGUUACAUCAACAGUAUAGAUGUCAACCUACUGUGCAUUUGCAUCAAGACCAGAGUAUUCUGCUCUUUGUGAACUGGUUUGCAUAUUUCCCAUCACGCUGUGUAAAUGUCUAUUGAGUACAUGUUUUGCAGAAACAGAUGUAGCCAUUGUAAAAGUCUCACAUUUUACCGCAUACUUGCUCGGCCAAUGCUGCACUUUUUGCUCUAUCCCCAAGUGGACCUAUCAGGAAACAUUUAGGUUUUGCUCUUUUUUUUCCUCCCAUUGGAAGUCACAGGGAGUGCUAAUUUGUAGGUUGGGAGACAUCAGAGUUUUGUGUUACAGAAUACAAAUGUGCUUCUCUUCUGUAGCUGUAAAGAACGCUCUGCAUUGCUAAUGCAGGAUAGAUGCCAGAUAAAUGCAUGAAGGGAGACUUGUACAAUGGCUCCUGUUGUAGAGCUGGUUGGUGGAGCACUCCAUGCAUUCAAAGGGUCAAUGAGGUGAAUACUGGAAAAGUCUGCCUGUUUUCUUUCAAAAGGACAGUAUGAUGUUAAGAGUUUCACAUGCAGUGUUUUUGUAAGAAUUGUGAUGAUGACUAAAUUAUAUUUUAUGUUUACAAAGCCUUUUUCUCUCUGCCCAUCAUGGCAAGUAUUGACUCUCGCUGCCUUCCAUGAAGAUGUGACAUGCGAUGUUUCUAGCCACGCACCAGAUAAACCAUUUGUGAUCAAUAUUAUUAUUUAUUAUAUUCUAAUCAUAUUACAAACUCUUGUGUCGUCCCUUUUUGAGAGAAGGAAUCAGGGUUGAUACUGACUAUGGGUACUGCUUGUCCUCUUUCACUGUAUAAUGAAGUGAAUUAUUGUAGUUUAUGCUUUCACAGCAACUACUGAAUGUUAGUGGUGACAUGUUUAACAAUGUAGAGUUAAGGGGCAGGUGAUGAGUAAGGCACAAUGCUUGGGACCUUGGGUAACCACACAUAUAUAAAGGAGAAAAAAUAUAUAUAUACAUAUUUAUAUAUAUCCUUGAUUAAACAUCAAAUUCAAAGAUUACUUAAAGCGUAAAGAUCAUGUCAUGGAUUGAGGAAUAUUUGUCAUUUUUUAUAUAUAUCAGAAAAUCGGAUAAUAGAACAAAUUGCACAAGAUGGCAUCAGCGUUAUAUAUCCUGUUCCUGCAUCACAAUUUAACUGUGGAUUAAGUUGUGGAUCCAAACAAACUUUUGAGGGUUUUAUAAAUGUGGUUUCAGAUUACACGUCCCAUUUUACUCUGAGGUGGUUUCCACUGUCCCUGGGAUCCUGACGGGGGACCUCCCUGUGUGGGUGAACAUUUUUCUGCACUGCUGAAGCUUGUCACUGACUGGAGCCUUGUUCUCUGUGAGAGAAGUCUCAGAACGGAGGAUAGGAAUUUUUGAUUUUCUGUUGCAUCUGUACAGUCGACAUAUGUAACGGGUGGAAAAUUAAUGUCAGUGAUGUUCCUGUACAUGUUAACUAAAUAAAGCCCAUUUUG